This is a messenger RNA of Gamsiella multidivaricata, 1603 nucleotides long. Its product is annotated as Six-hairpin glycosidase-like protein. The transcript is spliced from 4 exons. Gene Ontology annotation, molecular function: hydrolase activity, hydrolyzing O-glycosyl compounds. The coding region runs from base 303 to 1406 and encodes 367 amino acids. The record is from RefSeq and is a predicted model, not a curated record. Gene Ontology annotation, biological process: carbohydrate metabolic process. NCBI's taxonomy places the organism in Eukaryota, Fungi, Mortierellomycota, Mortierellomycetes, Mortierellales, Mortierellaceae.
CGACAUAUCCGGCCACAGCCCUCCCCAGGGAUUCAUAGGAAGCCCGAUAGAAUGAUUAAAUGACGCAAAGUAAAUUGCGGCUGCAGCCGCGAAAUCGAUACGAGAAGGGAGGGGGGAGCCGAUAAAAAUACAAUGGUCUGAGAGGCGAAUGUGGAUGUAUUAACCAGCAUCUCUUUUUAUCCCUCAUUCCAACCUCACCGACACCAUUCAUUCAUCCCUCAUCGACAUUGCUGCUCACGGAAACCUUGUCAGGAGAAGCAGAACCCCCCACCAGCGAACAUAGGGCUUACGGAUAAAACAGGAUGCCUUCAAUUGACCAAAAGUACCACCAGUGGCGCGCAGAUUACGUGCGAGCAUGGGGCGACCUACUCUAUAUCGACUACAAUAAGAAGGGCGAAGUCGAGCAGAAGAACGCUAUUACUUGUUCUGAAGCAAUUGGAUAUGGCAUGUUGAUCUCGGUCUUGAUGCGCAACCAGCAGGACUUUGACGGACUCUUACGCUGGUUCUUGCACUUCAGGAACGCCAAUGGACUUUGUUCCUGGCAACAGAUCGACGACAAGCACAGCCAGACCUACUCCAACGCUCCGGACGGUGGCUGCAACUCUGCAACGGACGGCGAUAUCGACAUCGCAACCUCUCUAUUUUACGCUUCCAAGGCCUGGGGUCGCUCUCCCUGCGGUCGCUACGACUAUCGACAGAUCGCCAUCCCCCUCUGCAAGGCGAUUUGGGACCAUGAAAUCAACCACCAUACCUUCAUGCCCACGCUCGGAGAUUGGGUCAAAGUCCCCGAGUACUCGGGUGGAGCACAGUCUGGAGAGGAGAGUGCGUACACGGAUGUUACACGACCGUCGGAUUUCAUCCUGUCAGGAUUCUUGACUUUUUACAACGAGGAUCCGGAGAGGUCGUCACAGUGGGCCAAGGUUAUGGACGCCAUUGUCACAACAGUGCAGCAUCAGGUGCAGUUGAAUCCCACGGGGCUGAUUGCGGAUUUCUUGAAGCUCGCAGCUAAUGGAUAUUUUGAACCAUCGCGGCACAAGAUCCUCGAGAGUGACAAUGACAAGGAUUAUAAUUGGAACUCUUGCCGUGUUCCUUGGCGUCUCUCGGUCUACUAUCUUCUCACAAUGGAUGCAAGAAUCCAACCAGCAUUGAUGGCCAUGUCAUCCUUCUUCGGAUCCCUGCCCGAGAUCCACGCAGGAUAUCAUUUGAACGGUCAUAGGAUCCACGACCGUAGCUACUCGGACAUGUCCUACACUGCCCCGGCAUCGAUCGUUAUGUGGACGAUGCGCCAUCCAAACCUGGCGCAGGUCCAGGCCCAAAUGGAGGAACUUGAAUCGGACAAGUCCUAUUUCGGCGACUCGAUCCAGCUCCUGUGUCUCUUGCAGGCGAGAAACCCGAAAGGAUUCUAGUCGAGGUCCAUCAAGAGAUGAGCAUGGGUGGUAUUGGUCACAUCAUGCAUGGGAGUUCACCGCAGUAAAGCUGAGAAACAGUAAUAAUAAAGCACCAUCGCGGUUCGCUCGCUCGCUUUUCAUGAAAAUUAAGGAUCUGAAGGAACUACCUGCAAGCGGGAUCGGGUCUUUGCCUGCGAUAGAUCGGUAUGGAUACC